This is a messenger RNA of Uranotaenia lowii, 858 nucleotides long. RefSeq lists its product as uncharacterized. The transcript is spliced from 2 exons. Lineage: Eukaryota; Metazoa; Arthropoda; Insecta; Diptera; Culicidae. The coding region runs from base 1 to 858 and encodes 285 amino acids. The record is from RefSeq and is a predicted model, not a curated record.
AUGUCUAGCCAAAAAACACGGGGCAAAAACUGGAACCAAAAGGAGGACGAAGCCCUAUGCCGAGCCUGGCUAGAUACGUCACAGGACCCAGCAAUAGGCAUCAACCAGCGCGUAGAUAACCUGUACGAGCGCAUUCAUUGUAAAUAUACCGAAAUUCUCGGGGAAAGUAAUUCAAUUACUUUUCCUGAACGCGCUCCCAACGGUUUAAAAAGUCGAUGGCACCACAUUAACAAAUGUGUCAGCAAAUUCGUUGGUUGCCUGGCACAAAUAAAUAACCGACAGCAGAGUGGAGCAUCUCCGGAGGACAUUCUCAAACAAGCACUGACAUUAUUUGCUACGUCGGAAAAAACCCCGUUUGCUCUUAUGAAUUGCUAUCGAAUUUUAGAAAGUGCUCCGAAAUGGCAACAAUAUCAUGUGGCGAAGGCACCCAAAAGAUCCUUAGUUUUGGACCAUGAAAGUGAAGAAUUUGAAAAUGUGGCUAUUGAAGAGACUUCUUUCCCAGGAUCAUCGCGUCCAAUAGGAAGAGAAGCUGCAAAAAGGCAAAAGAGAGCGCAACAUGCAGAACUAGAACUUGCAAAAUCGGGAAGUCUGUUGGCUGCUACAGCAAAAGAAAAGCUUCAAGAUAGUCUACAAAGAACCAAAAUUCUUGGCAGACUGGUCAACCACUCGAUCAUGUCUGUCAAUUUGGACGGAUUAAGCGAUGUAGCUAGGGAAUAUUACGUUUUAGAACAGCAACGAAUUCUAUCGGAGGUGCAGAAUGUUGAAACUGAGAAACGCUUUGAAAUUCAUCUUCAAGAAGAAACUCCCGACGAAAAAGGAGAAGAGGAACUUACUGUUGAUGAGCUCGGUUUCUUAUAA